Salvia splendens (bonfire salvia) is the source of this 771-nucleotide messenger RNA. RefSeq lists its product as uncharacterized. NCBI's taxonomy places the organism in Eukaryota, Viridiplantae, Streptophyta, Magnoliopsida, Lamiales, Lamiaceae. Bases 176 to 736 code for a protein of 186 amino acids. The transcript has 2 exons. The record is from RefSeq and is a predicted model, not a curated record.
GUCCGGUGUUUGAUAAAAUGCUUCAAAGAAAAUAGUACUAUUUCAUUACUCCCAUCAAGAUAGGAACAUAUGACACACACAUAGUCAUCACGUACAUUGAGAAAUAUAGAAGAGAAGGCUCAAUCACUAGUCCUUAUUAUCACACACAGACACAUCACACAAACACUAGACGUAGAUGGACUUUGAGCAACACGCGACAGAGAAAUGCGGGCCAUCACGGGAUGGUAGAAGUGAAAUCCCAGGUGUUGACGUCGUGAACUGCGACGUAAACACCGGUGGAGGAGGCGAGCCCGACUUGAACGCUGGAGGGGAGAAUCUGGCUCAAGUCGUAGGUGAAAGUGACCGGGAAAGUCUGCGAUCCGUCAGUGACAGAGGCGCUGAUUGCUUUGGUGGAGGCGACGUAGGAGACUUUAAGAGUGAGCUCCUUCCCAACAAAGCUGAUGGGGACCUGCGCCUUAGCCGAGGGUUUCCUGGACUCGAUGUCGAUUCCAAGGUUAACAUAGUUCGGGUUGUCAGAGUAGGUGUCGAAGGCAAUGGCGAACACGUGCGAUGUUUUGGAGGCGGAAGGUUCAAAGAGGCCGAGGUUGCCGCCAAUUUGGGAGGGGAAGUUGUGGCCAGCGGGACUAUGAAGAAGGCGAGGCCGUCAGCCUGUGGGGCAGUGUUAUUGGGCCUGAUGAUGAAUUGGAUGGUGGUGGUGAAGUCGGCUGCGUGCCCGAAAGGGACGGUUUUGGAGUAGAGGACUCGCCCGGUGCUCCACUGCUGAGGACGUCC